AUGACGUUGGGCGGCAGUUGCGAUGCGGCGGCCCCAAACCCCAGUUCCGCCGCCCGGCUGCCGUUCCCCAUCUUCAGCUCCAUCUCUCAACAUGUCCUCAUCUCCCCAUUCCCCUCAUCCAUUUGGCUCAUUCAUGGGGGAGACCAUUGGGUCCCACCCCUGUCUCCGACCUCUGGCCCACCAUCCACGGCAUUUGAACCCUCUAUCAAUACGGGGCAAAUAUGUGACCCUCGAACUAUGAAGCACAGCUACAUCAUGGGUCGUUCGUACGAGGCUACCGCCAAGUGGGACAUGGGCCCCAUCGCCACGUCCCUCGGCAUCUUUCCCUAG
Geosmithia morbida is the source of this 330-nucleotide messenger RNA. RefSeq lists its product as uncharacterized. The transcript has a single exon. NCBI's taxonomy places the organism in Eukaryota, Fungi, Ascomycota, Sordariomycetes, Hypocreales, Bionectriaceae. Bases 1 to 330 code for a protein of 109 amino acids. The record is from RefSeq and is a predicted model, not a curated record.